This is a messenger RNA of Rhipicephalus microplus (southern cattle tick), 1205 nucleotides long. RefSeq lists its product as uncharacterized. Gene Ontology annotation, biological process: chitin catabolic process. Lineage: Eukaryota; Metazoa; Arthropoda; Arachnida; Ixodida; Ixodidae. Gene Ontology annotation, molecular function: chitin binding; chitinase activity. Gene Ontology annotation, cellular component: extracellular region. The record is from RefSeq and is a predicted model, not a curated record.
UCAUCUGCAUAUAUGAUUCUUCUGGUCCUUCUCUGAGAAAAGCCGUGAUGAAAUUGUGCGACUACAUUGUGUUUGCAUUUGUUCGUCUUGGUGUAUCCGGUGUCCCAGUUUCAGGGAAGCUCCUUGAAGACUUCCUUGCUGUUACACGACAAAGCAAAAGUCGGGCAGUAGCAGCUCUUGAACCUUCCUUUAUCGAUGCCUUGAACACUGGGGACGCAGGGUUUUUGAGACCGCUGUCUACGAAGUUGAAGCGCUGGACAAGUUACGAAAAAUUGGCCGGUCUUGCGUUGUUUCCUCUGCCUUCAACAGACAUACAUGCAGUUGCAGAGUUUUCUAAUGCAAUAUGGUCUAUUUUUCAACACUCAGUGGAAGACCACAAGAUCUUAAUAGUUGGAGUUCAUGCCUUUGAAGCUGACGAGGAUGUCUUGCAGCGCCUGAGUCGCACUUGUGACUUUCUUGUCUUCAUUAAUCAGGAAGUAAAACCUGGUCCAGUAUGUCGCAUGCACUACCCAGCUAUGAGGAGACUUGUAUACCAGGAUUUUGAGCACAUGAAAAACAUUUCCAGUGCAGUUUCGCAUAGCUGCCUUUCAGUCAACCUGGCUGUGCUGGGCUUCCGCAUGGCACGGUCAUCUGGCCAACAAGUGCGCAUUGGAGACCGCUGUGUUGAGCAGAAAUGGACAAGUCUCUCUGAGGUGUGCCCGACAGGUAGCGAGGAAGAAACCAUUGAACCAGGCUUGGAGGGCUUGGUUCAGAGCAACAACAGCUAUGUUAUGGUUUUUGAAACCAAGCGAACAACUUAUGACAAGGUGGUCAAGUUUCGUCAAGCACAUCCUGAUGGCUGUGUUGCGGUCUUUGGGUUCAACUUUGAUGACCUUGAUGGCCACUGUAGAAAUGAGCAACCUUUUCCACGUGUUCGCCUUAUAGCAGAUGUUAUGUCCAAGAACAAGAGCUCAUUGUUUUCUACAGCAACCAAGUACAGAAAUGGUAAGGCAGUCAAUGCUCCUUACAGACUAUGCAACUACAUCUAGCUAUUUUUGCAAUUUCAGAGCAUGCUAAGCAACCAGAAUUCAAGCGCUCUUCGUUGCUGUGUGUGUUUUCGGAAGAGGCGCAUCUGAUGGACAACUUCCCUGGAGAACUGUGCGACUAUCUUGUGUUCCAGUCUGUAGAGUAUAUGUUAGCAUUUGACAGGGUUGCCAUUCACAAUG